CUUCGUUAUUAAUGCCUGAAAAAGUUGAACUUACGAUUGUUGACAUCUAUGCAGAAAUUGAUAUAGCCACUAUUGAAACAGAACAAAUUUCUCUUGGCUUACUCGGUGGUGCAUGGUCUCUUGCUGUUGUUGCUUAUAAAAUUCUUUUUGGUGAUGAUGCAAUUCAGCCUUUUGGAUUAUUUCAUAAAUAUGGCUAUUUUCAUGACCUAACUCAAGAAAACUUACCGUACAGCACUGACUUAA
Molecule: messenger RNA, 243 nt
Organism: Dentiscutata heterogama
Lineage: Eukaryota; Fungi; Glomeromycota; Glomeromycetes; Diversisporales; Gigasporaceae
Source: the annotation of a GenBank genome assembly